Messenger RNA from Clavispora lusitaniae ATCC 42720, 2205 nucleotides. It is a transcript of the gene PRP39, whose product is annotated as Prp39p. Gene Ontology annotation, molecular function: pre-mRNA 5'-splice site binding; protein binding. Lineage: Eukaryota; Fungi; Ascomycota; Pichiomycetes; Serinales; Metschnikowiaceae. Gene Ontology annotation, biological process: mRNA 5'-splice site recognition; RNA processing. Gene Ontology annotation, cellular component: U2-type prespliceosome; commitment complex; U1 snRNP. The record is from RefSeq and is a predicted model, not a curated record.
AUGAAUUCGUUCACCAUGUCAGACUUGGAAGGGUUCAUCCCAGCUGACGUAGACCACUCAAAAGAAGAGCAUCUAUUAAAUCUGAAGCAAGGAGAAGGAAAUUCAAAGUUGCCUUUGAAACCCACGAAAAAUAAAGACAAAUGGGAAAUUGCAUAUGCCUCAGCGGUUGAAGAGCCCAACAAUAUCGAGAAGUGGAACGAACUUUUCGACUUACUCGACGAAAAAUGGGAGCAACUACAGCCUACAGAGCGUUCGGAAGCUUUUAAGACAUCCGUUUCUUCGUCAUACGCCAAGCUUCUUCUGCGGUUUCCGUAUCUCACAGAACAUUGGAAACGCUAUCUGAUUGUCCAAUAUAAAAUGAAUGGCAUUGAUGAAUCGCUAAACACUUUGCGCCAUAGUACAAGAAGAAAUCCACAAUCGGUAUCAUUGUGGGUCGAUUUCCUAAGUGCAAUGUUGGCCGUUCACGAAUCAAAACCAGAAAACGAAAAAGAAACUCAUUUGAAAGACAUAAGAAAAGAGUUCAAAUCUGCGGAGCAAUUUAUCGGGCUCAACUAUAAUUCAGAUCCUUUCUGGAACAAAUAUAUCGAGUUUGAGACGAAGUAUGCUACAGAAGAACCAUCUUUAUCUCUUCUUGAAUUAUACAAACGGCUCAUAUCGAUCCCUUUAUACCAGUACGCCCAGUAUUAUAAUCAAUUUUGCCAAAUCUCCAAAAACUAUAGCGUCGAACAUGUUGUGAAAGACGAGCAGAUGCUCCAACAAUUCUUGACCCUGUAUUCAAAAUCACUGGUCAAAGACCUUUCCAUUGUGGAACAGCACCAGAUCAUCGAUGCAUACGCAUACAGUGUGUUCGUUGAGACACAGAAGAAAGUCAAUGAAAAAUGGGCCUUUGAAUCUCUCGUGACUCUUCAAGAGUUUCUGCUACGUGACAUCUCAGAGAUACAGAAACAAUAUGAGUCCUGGGAAAAAUAUGCAGACUAUGAAAUAGCUUGCUUGCAGAGUAUUAGCGAUGAAAAAAGGGGAUUCCAGUUCCAGCUUGUUAGCAGCGUUUUCGAGAGAGCCUUGGUUCCUCAUUGUUUCAACGCAAACUUAUGGUUGAAGUACAUUAAGUUCUUGGAAGAUAAUACAUCAGAUCCCACAGAAAGGUUUUCAUCCGUCAAAGCAGUCUACGAUAAAGCUAUCUUCGAAUUUGUCCCUCUAGAUGAAAGCAAUAUUAGGGAGCAGUUUGUGCUGUUCUUGAUGAGCAAUGAAAAGUUUGAUCUUUGCAAUGAGUUCUUACUAGAUUGUAUUCGUCUUUUUUCUGGAAUUACCGGGAGCGGUAUUUAUGCCAAGAAAGCAUACAUUCAUGAAGUCAGACUGAUACUUCAACUUUGGGAGGAUAAUGUGGAUAUUUCGGAACUUCUCAUCCUUCUAGAGGGAAUAAUUUCUGGAUAUUUUGAACGAAUUGACAGAUACAAGAAAGAAGUGGAUGCCUCGCCCACCCAGAAGCAAGAAAAGUCAAAAUAUGAGUUCAAGUCAUCAUAUUCCACUGCCUUAUCCAGAUUUCUCAACGAUGAUGGGAUAUGUAUAAUCACUGCUCAUUAUCUUAGACUACUACCAGAUUCUGACAAGAUCAGAAAUUUUUUUAACAAAUACCAUCGAGAAGAACCAUUAUCCAGGUCGGUGCAGUUCUGGAAGUUUUUCAUUGAGUUUGAGGGUUACAAAGAGCACAAUUUGAUAAAUUUACGAACUAUUUUCUCAUUCAUCAAAACGAAGAGCUCUCUACCAAAACAGGCUGUGGAUGCAUUUGUUGAUAUAUACUAUGACAUAAUUUGUGCAAAUAUGGCUGAGGCUUUAUGUUUGCGAUCUCGCGAUGACUUCUUGGACAUCCUUAUUAAUCGCGAUAUCGAGAAAUCUGACGACUUAGUGGUCAAUGUGUCUGCUAGAAAAAGACUCGCGAGAAAUAAUUACAUGCUUCGAGAUGCGGGAGACCCCAGAGGAAAAGCCAACUUACAGCACCUGCUGAAAGAAGAAGAACUCAUGAAUAUGAGACUGAAACAUUUAGACCACCCCGGAAUUUUUGUUGAUGCUGCGCCAGAGUUCACGAAUAGCAUGUUUGAUAGAAAAGAGUGGGUAUCACUCCUCGACACAAACUUAACCGCACCGCCUCUUCCACAAACAAAAAAUGUGGAAAAGGCCAAUGCUAACAUUAGAUACUCGGACGAGUAA